UGUGUAUCUGUCUGGAUGUGUUGCUAUCUGGAGAACAUGCAUUUUCCUCUUUACCUUUUCAUCAGCAUCUCUCUGACUGCAGAGUGUGUGUGUGGCUCCCUGGAAACUGUGGUGGGUGUGUGGGGUAGGGGGGUGAUUCUGCCCUGCAGGUAUGAUGCUGGGAUCCAAGCGAGUCUGGAGGUGUGCUGGGGGAGGGGGGCCCAGGCGGCUCUGUUCACAUGCCACCACACCCUCCUCUCCACCAACGGGCGAGCUGUCACACACCGGAGCUCACAUAGGUACCGAUUUGCAUUGGGACUCCGUCGCGGGGAUGUCUCCAUGAGUAUGUCUGGUAUUAAAGACUCAGAUGCUGGGUUCUACCACUGCCGGGUGCAGCUACCGGGUCUAUUCAAUGACCAGACCCAUGUAGUCCACUUAAUCAUCAGAACCGAUGUUUCCUUUAUAGCACCUCCUCUACCUGCACACCCCCAUCGCCUCUCUGAGACACCUGUUACCCUAAGUAGUAGAUUCACCACAACGCCUGGAUCCAGUAAGACACCUGGAUCCACGACAACACCUGCUCAUGUUCUGAUGGACCACAUAACUGUACCUGUACUGGGCCAGGUCAAGAGACCUAGAAUUCAGGGCACAGUGUUUCCUCUUAGUGGGCAGCUGGAGAGUUAUCUUGGCAACACAGUUAGAAUGGCCAUCAUCAUCUUCCUGAGUGCUCUGGUCAUUACAGUCAUAUACAGAAUAAGGAUCUCAAGGAAAUACAAAGAUGUAGAAGAACCUGCCAGUUCCUUUAUUGUCUGACGCUGGACUAGGACUUGGAUUAGGACUGGAAACCUGGGGAGAUCUGAAUGAGGGUUCUCAGCAGAUCUUCCCUACUGUUGCUGUCUAAUGAAGCUCUAUAAAUAUAUUCUUUAGUGUUCUUAAUAUUAAUACCGUAACAAAAUGUCUAAUACCAUAACCAUUGUGUAAACAAAGACAUAAAGUGCAUUGAAUGCAAAAGUAACUGUGUGUUCAAGGACAUGCUAAAACAAAUCCAUCAACAUUAAAUAAACGUUGCUAUGCACAAAAGAAGGUGUACUCCACAUUCUAAGGAAACUUUUGAGAAGGAUUUUUUUUUUUAACACUUGACAAUAGAAUGUGCAGUCCUCCACAGACACUUUGACCCAUGC
This is a messenger RNA of Osmerus eperlanus (European smelt), 1160 nucleotides long. Its product is annotated as hepatitis A virus cellular receptor 1 homolog. Lineage: Eukaryota; Metazoa; Chordata; Actinopteri; Osmeriformes; Osmeridae. The record is from RefSeq and is a predicted model, not a curated record. Gene Ontology annotation, biological process: cytoskeletal rearrangement involved in phagocytosis, engulfment; apoptotic cell clearance. The coding region runs from base 16 to 792 and encodes 258 amino acids. Gene Ontology annotation, molecular function: phosphatidylserine binding. The transcript is spliced from 6 exons.